GGCCGCUGGAAAAGCCGGGCCUGCACCUUCUUGACCUCCUCGCCUACCUACCUACCUACCGAGAGGCACCUACUCCGCUAAAUCCGACCCGUCUCGAUGCCAACCUGGGCCGCCCCGCCGCCAGCGGCGUCCACCAGCCUCUACCUCGCCCUCGGCGCCGCCUCCCUCUCCGCCACCAUCCUCCUCCUCACCCGCUCCCUCGCCCCCUCCAACACCCAACCCCCACCUCCCUACCCCUCCCCGCUGCAAACCCAUAUCCCGCACCUCUCCCCUUCCGAGCUCUCCGCCCUCCCCUACCCGCCCGACCUCCUCCCAGGCCACCGCUCCGUGCCGACCGCCUACGGCACGAUCCACGUCUUCGAGCUGGGCCCCGCCGCGGGGCCCAAGGUGCUGCUGCUGCACGGCAUCAGCACGCCGAGCGCCGCGCUGGCGGGCCUCGCGCUGGCGCUCGCCCGCCGCGGCUGCCGCGUCAUGCUGUUCGACCUCUUCGGCCGCGGCUUCUCCGCCGCGCCCCGCGACCUGCCCCACGACCUGCGCCUGUACACCGCCCAGGCGCUGCUGGCGCUGGCCUCCAGCCCGCUGCCCUGGACCGGCGACGACGCGUUCCACCUCGUCGGCUACUCCCUCGGCGGCGGCCUGGCUGUCGGCCUGGCCCGCUGGCUGCCGCGCAUGGUCAGGUCGGUCGUGGUGAUUGCCGGCGGCGGGUUGGUCCGCAGGGCGCAUGUCGGGUGGAGGAGCAGGCUGCUGUAUUCGGGCGCGUGGGAGGUGUGCGGCGUGCUGGAGCGGGUGAGGAGGCGCUUGGUCUGGUGGAGGCUUCGUCCGCGGGAGCAGCAACAGCAGCAGCAGCAGCAGCAGCAGGAUGAGAAGGAGGAGGGGAUCACGGAGACGAGGAUGGCGGCGGAGGCCGUGCGAGUUCGGGAGAAGCACAAGGGCAGCGACGCGAGCGGGGGCGGCUCCUUUGAUAAUGCGGUGCUGCUGGCCAGCCGGCCGGAGCAUGCCGUGUCGUCCGUCAUGGCCUGGCAGCUGCGGCAUCACGAGGGGUUCAUUCCGGCGUUUGUGAGCAGCAUACGGCAUGCGCCCAUCUACGAGCAGGAUGAGGACUGGCGUGCGCUGGGACGGUUGCUGGCGGAGCGGAGGGAGCGGCUGGCGUCGCAGGACACGGCGGAGGAUUUGCCGGGGCUCAGGGGAGGGAAGAUCCUCCUCGUCUUUGGGGCGUCAGAUCCGGUGAUUGUGAAAGAAGAGCUGAUCCACGACGCCACGGCCGCUCUGGGUGAGGAAGGGUUUGAGACGGUCGUGCUGGACGCAGGCCAUGAGGUGGUCAUGACGAAGGCCGAGGAGGUGGCUGCGGCGGUGGCUAGCUUUUGGAGGCGGACAGAGAAGGGAGCACAGGAGUUGGGGAGAUAGAAGGCGUCGACUGUGAACGAGUAUGAGAGCCUGAAUUUCGCUGACUUUAUUUCUAUUUCUUUUCUUCUUUUUUUUUUCAUCUUCUUUUUUUCUUCUU
Messenger RNA from Thermothielavioides terrestris NRRL 8126, 1501 nucleotides. RefSeq lists its product as uncharacterized. The record is from RefSeq and is a predicted model, not a curated record. Gene Ontology annotation, cellular component: endoplasmic reticulum. Gene Ontology annotation, biological process: regulation of lipid storage. The coding region runs from base 97 to 1404 and encodes 435 amino acids. NCBI's taxonomy places the organism in Eukaryota, Fungi, Ascomycota, Sordariomycetes, Sordariales, Chaetomiaceae. The transcript is spliced from 2 exons.